This is a messenger RNA of Penicillium expansum, 1392 nucleotides long. RefSeq names its product Ras-GEF domain-containing protein. Gene Ontology annotation, molecular function: guanyl-nucleotide exchange factor activity. Gene Ontology annotation, biological process: positive regulation of GTPase activity; Ras protein signal transduction. NCBI's taxonomy places the organism in Eukaryota, Fungi, Ascomycota, Eurotiomycetes, Eurotiales, Aspergillaceae. The coding region runs from base 1 to 1392 and encodes 463 amino acids. The record is from RefSeq and is a predicted model, not a curated record. The transcript is spliced from 3 exons. Gene Ontology annotation, cellular component: plasma membrane.
AUGGAUCAGGAAGACACAAAAGAGCGAAGGGACUCCGGAUCUCACGACAUCACAUCUCCGGAGAAACUCGUCUGCCAGUACCACGAAAGCGUGGAAGUUGUUAGGGCAGGAACACUCGCAGCACUGGUAGAAAACCUGACGCGCCACGAUAAGCUCGACGGCUCCUUCAACCGGAUAUUCCUCACCACUUAUAGGCAUUUUACUUCUGGAGCAGAGCUCCUUGAGCUUCUCAUCGAUCGAUUUGACUCCUCGCCUCCCACAUUAAACGCCAUCCAAACGGCGGAAUGGUCGACUCGGAUAAGGCCACUGAUUCAAUUGCGCGUUAUAAAUGUUCUGAGGCAGUGGCUCGAACACUUCUGGUCUGAGCCAAAAGGCAUUGAUACAGAUAGAAAUUUGCGAAUACUACAGUCAUUUGCAAAGCGCGCCGCGGAUGCCACCGAGACAAGCGCGACACAACAACUUCUCACAAUAACUCAGCGCCGAAUCGCUGGUUUUGAUUGCAAGAGAAGAUCACUAUCAUCUAUCUCAUCCCCCCCAAAGCCGAUUCUGCCGCGGAAAUUAGACAAGCUCCAGUUCCUCAAAAUCGAUGCCACGGAGAUUGCUCGGCAGUUGACUAUCAUGGAAUCCCAUAUCUUUGGCAAAGUACAACGAGAUGAAUUGUUAAACAAAAACUGGCAAAAUAAAGAGAGCUCCGAUGCACCUGAGCUAGCUCCAAACAUCAGGGCCUUGAUUCGAUAUUCCAAUCAGCUCUCUAAUUGGGUCGGCGCCAUGAUACUCGCAGAAUCGGAUUUGAAAAAGCGGACUCAGGUGAUAGGACAUUUAAUCAAUGUGGCCAACAUAUGCCAUCAACUCCAAAACUAUUCCGCGGUGGUCUCUAUCCUGGCAGGCUUUGAAAGCGCGCCCGUCUACAGGCUUGCUCGCACUUGGGCAAUGGUUACCGAACGUAGUUGCAACACACUAAGGCCCUUGCAAGCCAUGAUAUGCAGUGCACACAAUUACCAGGCCUACCGUGAUACGUUACGGGUUGCAGUGGCACCGUGCGUUCCUUUUCUUGGUUUAUUUUUAAAAGAUUUGACAUUCAUCGAAGAUGGGAACGCCGCCAUGACACCGGAAGGGCUCAUCAAUUUCCACAAAUAUACUAUGCUAGCAUCAACUAUCCAUGAGAUUCAGCGUUUAAAAGAAGCCCCUUACUCCUUACGACCCGUACCGGAGUUGCAGGAAUAUCUUGCGACUCAGUUGCAAUCGGCUGUUGACUUACACGAUAUGUGGGAUAAAAGUUGUGGGCUGGAGCCUCGAGGCCGGGAUCUUGGAAAUAGACCCCGGGAUCUAUAUACCCCCACAGGAGGCAUGUUCGCGUCUAUGAUAGUCGCCUGCAUGGUCCUGGAUGAUUGA